Messenger RNA from Prunus armeniaca (apricot), 2007 nucleotides. The record is from the annotation of a GenBank genome assembly. NCBI's taxonomy places the organism in Eukaryota, Viridiplantae, Streptophyta, Magnoliopsida, Rosales, Rosaceae.
AUGACAAGAAGCAUCGGGAGAUCUCAAAUACCAUCCGGGAGCUUCAGCGAAAUCAAACUAACAAGGUCUGGCACUAAUGAUCUUGUGGUUACAGCUUUUGGUGGAGAUAGAGUGAUAAGCCUUCUACGCACAAUUGAGAGAUAUCAUCAGAGAUUCCAAAGCCCUCCAAUUGGUCCAAUUGGUGCUCAUUUGACUUUGAAUAAUGGCGAUGUCUGGGCUCUUGCUGUUGAACAUGCCAUUGGAAGGUUGCUCAAUGCUUUCAUUGUGACAAAUCAUAAAGACUCGCUUCUUCUAAGAACAUGUGCAAGGGAAGCAAACUACAGUGACCUUCAGAUUAUUAUAUAUGACUUUUCAUUACCAAGGUUAAAUAUACCGCCUCACAUGCUUCCACAGACAAGGCACCCAACUACUCUUUCUCUUCUUCAUUCUGAAAUUCAUACUGUUUUAAACGUGUUGGUAGAUAUGGGAAAUGUUGAAAGGCAAGUUCUCGUGAGAGAUUAUGAUGCGGGAAAAGCAAUUGUAUUUGACCAGAGGGUUUCAAAUUUGAAGGAGGUUUACACCUUAGAUGGCAGUAGGAUGUUUUCUCGUGGUUCUGUCCAGACAGUUCUUCCUCCCAAUAAGCGAGUUAGAACUGGUCGUCUCUGUAGUUCUUAUGAUGAUCAAAUUAAUGAGCUUAAAAGACAAGUAUUAAGUGUACAAGAAGAAGCUCAGCAGUGCAGAAGGAGGAAAAGGGAUGUAGAGGAAAAACUUCAGGAUCUUCAAGAGAAUCUCCGAAAUGUGAAGAGGAGAUGUGCAAAUGUGGACCGUGAUUUGACAUCUAAGAGACUAGCAAUUCAAGAUUUUGACAAUGCAUAUGCUGCUGAAGCUGGUACAUCACCUGCAUCAACUGUUGAUGAGCUGUAUCAAGAAAUUUCGAAAGUCCAAGUGGAGAUUCAAGAAAGGAAAAUGUCACUGGAAACAUUUCGAGUCAGAAUUGGUGAAGCUGAGGCAAAGACCAAUAAUCUUAAAGCAUCAUUUGAGAAUCUAUCUGGUAUGGUAACGCUGUUCAACUUUCAUAUUAGGUUCCACAGCAGAUUCUUCCCAUCUUACUUGAUCUUUGCGUCCAAUAAACCAACAGAGUCAGCAAAAGGUGACAUUGAUGCCUUUGAGGAAGCAGAGAGAGAAAUGAUGGAGAUUGAACAAAAUCUAUGUUCUGCAGAAGAGGAGAAAGCUCAUUAUGAAGGUGUAAUGAAGAACAGGGUACUUAAGGAUAUCCAAGAUGCAGAAAAACACCAUCAGGAGCUUGAGAAUCUCCGCGAGGAGAGUUCUAGGAAGGCUUCUAUCCUUUGUCCAGAGAGUGAAAUUAUAGCAUUAGGUGAUUGGGAUGGUAGCACUCCUGAACAACUCAGUGCUCAAGUAACCAGGCUGAAUCAGAGGUUUGAGCGAGAGAGUCAGAGAUAUACCGAAUCAAUUGAUGAGCUCCGAAUGUCAUAUGAGAAAAAGGAACUUUGUGGAAGUAGACUGUUGAAAAAAUACUUCCUGGUUCAUGUCUUGCUUAAAGGAGCCUUUUUGCUUAGGCAUUGCUCAAGAAAGUCAUGCCGCAAAGCCCUUGAUUUGCGACGGAGCAAGUUUCAAAGAAAUGCAGAUUAUUUAAAGCGCCAGCUGACCUGGCAAUUCAAUACCCAUCUGAGAAAGAAAGGGAUUAGCGGACAGAUUAAAGUAAAGAUGCCCCAGGAUGCAACAAGCAGCACUGUUCGUGACACUAGAGGGCUUUCAGGUGGGGAACGCUCUUUUUCAACAUUGUGCUUUGCAUUGGCUCUUCAUGACAUGACCGAAGCUCCAUUUAGAGCAAUGGAUGAGUUCGAUGUUUUUAUGGAUGCUGUAAGUCGGAAAAUCAGCCUAGACACUCUUGUUGAUUUUGCAUUGGCACAAGGAUCCCAAUGGAUACUUAUCACUCCUCAUGAUAUCAGUAUGGUGAAGAACGGGGAUAGGAUAAAGAAGCAGCAGAUGGCGGCUCCUCGUUCUUGA